CGGAAUAAAUACAACACGACAAAUGCCUCGACGCUUUUAACGCUCUCAUGUGAAACACCGCGCAUUAUUUUACUGAAGUCAAGACUGCCUUGAUGCACUUUGCGUGUUUGCGCAACUGAUUGAAAAAACCGCGCAAAUUCCUUCAUUUAAUUCCGCUAAGUCUGCAACACAAGGCAGGGGAAUUUAGAUCAAUAUCAGUGUCAGUCGGUAAAAAGGACAUUACACAGUUUGGAUAUCAACAUCGUCCAAUAAUGCUGCUCUUACUUGGUCUGCUUUUCGUCCAGUUUAUUAUCCUAUCUUCCGCGCAGUUUUGCGAUCAACGAGCAAACGGCGGAGAAUUGUUGUGCUGUAAAGGGACGAAUAAUUCAUGUUGGGUGCGCGUGCCUUCAUCACCAGAGAAUGCUUUACCGGCGGGUCAAACAAGGGUUUGCUACUGUGAUGAAUAUUGUCGUACAACUGGUGAUUGCUGUUCAGAUUUGAAACGUGUUGAAGCCGAGUGUCGAGGUUUGAAAAUCAUUUAAAAUUCUUUUAUCAUUUACACUUCUGAGCACUGUAAAAUUAAGUUCUUAUUCUAAUUUGUCAAGUAGUGUAGUUUUAAUUCACUCAAAUGCAUACAUUGUAAUUUCUUUUAAUUUUCUGUCUGUAUAGAAAAAAUAUACAUGCGUGAAAUUAUAUUACAGGUAUGGAUACUAGUGUGUCUCACGAAUAUUAAUUCAAUAUAUGACAUGAGUUGGCAAGAUUUCUGCCGAAAUAUUGGAUCGUUUUUUUUUACUACAACAAUGAAAAGAUAUUUUUAACUGUAUAGCAUUUGUUCAAAAUUUAUAGGGCUAUACGGUAGUGUCCAAUUUCUCAAUCCUGAGAAAGUCAUUAACCUGUAUUCAAUACUUUUCCUUUGUGUAAUACAAAGUUAAAAGCUAUGUGGCAGUUAAGAAUUAUUCGAAAUUUAGAUGCGAAGCAGAAUAUAGUGUCGUAUAUUUAAAAUUUGAGAAAUAUUUAACCUAAUGAGAAAAAUCAUCAGGUGUUUGACGACAGUGAAUAAAAGCUUGACAGUGAAUUUAAUCCUUAAUGAUUUAGCAGCUGUCGUGACUAAAUGUUAAUGACGAUUUCUGCGCGUUAACACUUCUACUCAUCAUAAUAAAUGGUUGUGUGUACUUUUUAUUAUCAAACAGAACAGUUUGUUUACAAAGGCAUAACAUUUUUUUGAAGCACGCUGACCGCGUGGCCUUGAUUUGCCUUGAGCACUUGGCAUCUAAUUCGCUGCUUGUGUUAUCUGAUCUGCAUUUAUUGCGCUCGAGAGAUUUAUUUCAUAGUAGAAUCGAUUUCACAUCAGAUAAAUUUUCUGCCAGCUGAAUUGACGUGUCACUAUAAAGGCAAGAUUAUUUUGCGCAUUUUUCACUUAAUAAGAAAGAUUGCACGAGUGCUUCUUUGUUUGUGAAACGCUUUUCAUCCAAGAUAUUAAAGCUGCAUGCUGUCAAUGCAACAGAAGCACGCGCAUUCUUAUUCAUUACUUUCGCAUGGCCGCCUGCCCAUUUCAAAAAACAACAAAACACCCAUCCGGCAAUUUACGCUUCUCGUGGUGGGAAAUUUGUAUCAUCCGCUUUUAGUUUGCGGUGAGACACUAAGAUUAUAAGACAAUAAAAAUACGCAAAGUGGUCUUGUGCCAGAACAGUGCGGGAACGCAAUUCCAUAUGAUGGUUCGAAACAGUUUGGGUACAGUUUGGGCUCGCCAGUAAACCGGUAUUCCGGACCAGAGUAUUUCCUGAGUUUAGGUGGUACUUUUUAUUCAAUGUUGUUUUAUUAAACUCAACCACAUUGGCUCCUCACGAUGAUCUAUUUUUACUGCUGACCACCUGAAGACCUUAUGUAAAUAGGUCAGGCAAACUGGCAAGUCGUCGGCUUUAGCCGUCUUAAAAUAUUUUCUCACUGUAAAACUGUCAAAUGUUCCAAAUGUCGUGCGCAAACAUUCCCGAGAUAGUUGACCUUGUGCCAUACUCGAUCUUUCUGUUUUUAGAAGUUUCUUCUUUAUAUAACACUUUCUUGGACGUUAUGAUAAAGUUUAAUACAGAUAUGCUUGCUCAGCAUGCCUCUAUCAUAAUGUUUUAGGGGAGAUAAUUCAGAUAAGCGGCGAUAUGAAUAGUUUUGCUACAUUGCGUGGUUUUCAGCAGAGCCUGCUUGGAACAUUGCCAACGUUGAAAACUACACCAUAAACAUGCCGGCGAAAUGCUCUCCAUUUAUAUUAAUUAACUAAGCUAUGUUAUAUAGAUCUAUAGAUAAGUGUUUCAAGUUACAACAAUGAUUGGUCUGGUUGCCAGCAGUUUAAUUAUGUCUUUUAUACAUUCCAUUUACAAAUCGUGUAUUUUUUCUUCGACAAAGUUACUAAAUGUUCAAAAAACAGCUUGAUCAGAUGAAUAUAUGGAUAGCACCCAUACACUCACCGAAUGCGCAGCAAAAAGUAAAAAUCUAAACUAUAAAAGGUAACCAAUACAUUAUCAAAUACACAUGUAUUGCAUCUAUAAAGCAAUGGUUUUUUUUUUACGGAGGUGCGAUAAUCUUGGAAGAAUUUUGUGUCAUGAAUGAUGAAUUAUGUCUUCUACUGAAACGAGCCGAGACUGUGCAGUGUUCUUCUACCAGUGCAACAUAAGUAUGUGUGCAACAAAGUUUGCAUUGUAUUUGAGCCGUUUGAUGACGUCACAGUAGGGGAUUGCCCUGCCCCCAAGGUUCUCAGUUUGUCUAUUAGUUCUAUUACGAUGUUUACAUAGAAAAAAGAUCUACCUCGAACAAGAAGCUUGAUAAUCUAAUUAAGAAUCAUUUAAAGCUUUGAUUAGCAUUCUAUGUAGAAGAUAAACAUUUCCAAAACGAGACACAGCAAGAACCACUCAGCACCAAGCAUCGCUACAUGACAAGCGAUGCUUAGGCAUUGUUCGAACAUUUUACCUUAUAAAGGCAAAUGAAAUGCAUUUUUGAACCUCAAUCGCGGAGGCCAAAAGCACAUACACCGGCAUCAACACCCAUUGGACUAGUCCUGAAUGACUCGGACCUCCGAAAAGACAGAACUAAGUUAUCUAGGAAAAGUUAGAUUAGUUAAGAUUAGUUUUAGUUGGCACUAAAAUAUAAUGCAGUGUUCACCAGGGGUUAUCUACUGCCGAGGCCUCCCGGUUUAUUUCCCAAAGUUGGUGAUUCUAAAUAUAACAUUUUUAAGAUCCAUGCGCUGUAUAAAAUUGAGCUUUUAGCCUAGGGAAAUGCCAAAUUGAGAAGCCCGAAAGGUGACUCAGCAACUUUGUUAUAAAGGAUGUACAUUUUCACACGGGGUGUUUAAAAUGUCUGAUUAAUCAAAUGGAUCAUUGAAAUCAUGCAUCAAUUCUGUCAAUAGGUUUGAUGACCCCUUCAAACAGCCAUAACAUAAUCAAAAUUAAUCUCUUUGAUUGAAUUCGCGCCUGUACUAACAAUAAGCUGCGUAAAAUCUGGAACACAGCUUUUACUUUUUUUAUGGUGGGGCACCCGUAUUUUUAUGCAAAUACUGCUCAUAGUCUGUUCUCCUUGUUAGUUAAAUUUGCAGUGACUUCUUAGCCUUGGGAUUAACAAUUGAUAACUCCUGCAUAAUUCUUAACUAUAAAUAUAGAAUCGUAUUGUCUUUUCAUGCAGUGAUUUUCAGUGACCAAGAAGCCAACGUGAACAUAUUUUGUGAUUAGCUUCCUUGAACAAUGUGGCUCGUUCAUCAGAAAAUAUAUUGAAUGAUUUUCUAAUUAAAUGUUUCAUUGUCAUGCAUAAUGAACCAAUCACCGAACCUCUUCGUGAGGUGGAUUGCGACCAAUCUCUUGUGAAUGUAAACACAAUAAAACGAUGGCCAUCUUGUUGCUAAAUGCAAUGAGAGAAAAUGAGAUUCUUUCGCUAAAAUACCAGCUUUACUUUAGUCUAUGAAUGAAAAUUGUUCACUAUAUAGUUUACAUCUCUACUUAUUUGCAAGCAUGCAUGCAAAGCUAAAUAUAGAUAAAUAAGCUAUUUAAGUUUAUUCAGCACUAAACAACAGAAUCUGUAUGCAAAUAAUUUGAUGAAUUCUGGGUAAUCUUCUUUAACUCAUCCUAUAAUCCGAGAAAAUCUCUGUUGAAUAAACUUGAACAUGUUUAUUCUGAAAACGUGCUGCUUGCAAAGAUAAAUAAAAGACAAGUGCAAUUUAAAAGGAUUUAAACGCAAAAGAUCGGAUAAAUCGUUGUACAAACUUGAUUUUCUUUCACACAGGAAAUUCCUGCAAUAUUUCAGAGCCUUAACUUUUAUUCAACACAGUACCAGCAGCCCAGUAAUCUUUAACGAGCACGCGAAGGCGCUGCUUCGCAGGCUAAGACCCCGUUUACACGGUACUGGACGAAUUUGCAACCGGGCUGAAAUUCUGAAGUCCCUUUCGGCCUUCCGUUAACAUGAGAACCACGGAACUGGACGAAUUUGAGACCCCCUAACAGGACAAAUUCGCGUGUAAACAGGCGAAAAAGGACGAAUUUCAGCCCGCGGUCCCAAAUUUGUCUGGUACCGUGCAAACCGGGUCUAAGUAAUCGUUGAGGUGGGCUUCGUGUGACGUCACGGCUUUUUCCAUGUUCCGUAUCCGUAUAUCAAUACAACGAGUGCUCAAUUAUUCGAUACAAUUAUUUAUCCUGUUAUUGCUGAUGUCAGUGAUUAUUUUAAAAGGCUGUUGAAACACAAUUUAAUUUAAUAAAAUUGCUUGCCCAAGAUAAAGAAGUCACUUUAACUACUUAUCCGACGAUAAAAUAACUAGACAUGUAUGGCAUUCAUUUUUUGGCCGCCAUGUUGGUUGACAAAUUCGGCGCAUUCUGAUAAAUAAAUAGACGUGGUGUUUCGAACAGGUUGGCAACAAGAAUGCCGUUUGCCUUUCAAAUUCUUUCAAACAAUUUACAAUCUCAAUUUUUAAGAUAUUUGGAACCAGGGCGUGCCAUCCGCCAUCUUGUAUUAUCAUUAAAUCUUAAUGACGUCACAACCAGGGUUGACCUUUUGGAAUUAAAAAUUAAUAUCAGUGGAAACUGAAUACAUAGCUUGCGCUUUAAUUUAGAACGGACAUUAAAAUGAUUCUGGAGUUACUCAAGAUACAAAAUAAUGUCAGCCUGGUUCUACCGACGGAUGGAAAAUGGGUGGAACUUAAUUAAUUUUUAUUAUUAUUUCCCUUAUAUUCUUUCAAGACAAGCCACUACUUUCAAAAUCUGCUAAAACCGUUUCUUAAUAUGUAUUUGCUUUCCCGACUAUCCAAAUGGUCGGCAAAGCAGUCAAAUCACUAUAGGUGCUUGUCUACAGUAGGUUUACGUCGGUUCUGGGGGACCGAAAUUCUGUUGGGUGGUCCAGAAAGAGUUAAUUAAUUUAGAAAAACUUAAUUUAACAACGUUAUUUUAAAUUUCUUAACUCUAGCGGCACAGGACUGCGUCCUCUCGCGUUGGUCACGGUGGUCAAAAUGCAGCGAGCAGUGUGGCUUUGGAACAAUGAAACGACAUCGAGGAAUUUUACAAACACCAAAGAAUGGCGGGAAAGCAUGUCCGAUCAGACGCGAGAAGAAAGGAUGUUUCCAGCAGAACUGCAAGGGAGAUAUGGGUAGGUCUCAGCACAGUACAUAGAAAAUAUUAGGGUAGGCUUGCUAAGUUCUGUGUGGGUUCUCGCCAGAAGCCUCCUUCCUGUUGUAUUAUGUCAUGAAAUCCUUCUUAAUGGGUUUACAUGCAGUGUAUAUAGAGUUGGGCAGAUGGAUCGAGUCUGAUUUACUAAUAACUCAUUCUGGCUUACAAUUUGAUAUGGUAACAGCUGUAAUGUUAAUAGUAGUAACCACAAGUGCAAUUUUGUUCCCACAGCGUGAAAGCGCGCACAUUUCCAAUGAACUGAGCAACUGUAAGACAAUUAUGGGAUAUUAUUUCGGCAGGACGAGUGUCAUUCUAUUUUUGGACGAGCCCUAGGACUGCAGCUUCAGCGAAACCCCCUGAUCCAGGGUAAGGGGAGCGUCACAACUUUUCCAGAACAUACAUGGGGAGGGUUAAAUUAUUUUCACCAUCUCAUUGAAAAUCGUCAUCUCCCCUGUCCACGUUGCUCAUUUGCAAAAUACAGUCAAUUUCGACAAUUCGUUUGCAAAUUUGCAGCAGAUAUCUGUGCGAUGGGUGCAAACGGGCGGUCAGGUCAACACUCGAAACGCACCAGAAACCAAGAAAUUGCAGACGCUUCGUAACUGCAGACUUCUCAUGCACCCGUUGCGACUACCUGUCUCCACCGUUAACGUAUGUUGCUGUAAUUGUUGUUGAUGUUUUUUUUCCUUUGUAGUCUUAGCACAAAUUCUUCCAGCUGAAUAUCGCCGUCAGCCGUUUCCAAUUGACUUUAUUUUACCCUGGAAAAAAAACCUAACAAAAAUACAGAAAAUACGUAAAAGGUAAAGUACUAUAACUAUGUAUAAGGAUCAAUAUAUGCAGAAAAAUACCUAUCACAUUGCCGUGAGAAGCAAAUUGGCAUUGGGGGAGCUCCAAUAACAAACUUUUGCGUUUCUGAAGGCUCAGAAACGCAAAGUAGUGAUGUUCUUGCAUUUAAAAAUUCAAUAUUUCAUAAUACACUUUUUACACUCAUUCCCCCAGUUUCGAAACAAUGUUCGCUCUGUAUGCAAUUGCACGAAUGAAUAUAUACACAAUAUUAAAGUGCAUAAGACAUGAUUGUUUUGAUUUUCUUAAAUGAAAGAACUCUUUAAGCUGUAGUGUAACUUAUUUUUCAGUUUCUGGUUUUCAUGGUUUGUUCCCGAGAUAUUUCAAUUUGUUUGGCCUAAAUGAGUGUGAAUAUGUCCGCUAAUUUAUGACGUCACGUUGGUUGCAAACUCAACUUACACUGGUUAUAAAUCUAUUAACUCUAAAAACUGUAGAUAUCAGUACACGUUUUUAUCCAGUAUUUUAUCACAUUUACCAGUGAGUGAAGUUAGAAAAUAUUAUUUUGCAUGAUAGCCGUGAUAUUCAACCAUUUUGAAGAGCUUGCAACCAACGUGACGUCAUAAAUUAGCGGACAUAUUCACACUCAUUUACAUACCAAACAAAUUGAAAUAUCUCGGGAACAAACCAUAAAAACAAGAAACUGAAAAAUAAGUUACACUACAGCUUAGAGUUCUUUGAUUUAAGAAAAUACAAAAAAUUCAUGUCAUGUGCACUUUAAUGUAACAACGAACUAUUAAACGACUAUUACGGAUAAGUCAGACGAAAUUAUUGGGGGGGGGGGGGAUAGCCCCCUUGGCCGCUUGUUUAAUUAAGGAACUGAUUAAUUUAGUAGUUGUGUAUUACUCCACAUGAAUAGCGGACUCGAAAGUAAGCCAAGACAAUGUUACCACUAACGUAAUGAGUGCACUACAGUGGAUAGAUAAAGAACUCACAGAAAGCUAGAGUAUUGAAGAACCUAGAACGUUCAUACUAAGAUUGCAGUUGUUACCCUCUCUCCUUUGGCUUUGCAGAGGCUUGUUUGAAGUUUAGAAUCUGGAGGGAGGGAGAACGAGCCCGCAGGGGCACUCCCCGCGAGCUCAUUUCACUCUUUGCGGAAACAUCAUGUAAGUUAUUUGUAGUUUGUUCCGGCGGGGAGUGUUAUGACCCAUGCCAAUAUAGUGAGCAUGCACUUGUGAACUUUGAUUUAUAUUUUCCCCAGCUUCCGUAGUCAUUGUGUCAACUUCAAGCUUAUGUCGAAACAUCCAGAUUGUAAAGGAACCUGGGCAGAGAAACUCAAAUUAUCGAAGCCAAUGUGUGUUGAAUGUCAACCUGCCAUAAUGGAUGAUAAUGGUUUCUGUAAAGGAGAGGGAAUUGUGGGUAAUUUUACAUCCUGGGUCGCGACAAAUUCGAAAAGCUGCAGUGGACUGUGGAUGAGAGUUGGCGAGAAAAUUCCCAACUGUAAAUGCGUUGAUCAGGAAUUCCAAAAUUUUAUUUUUGUUUAAGAUUUUGAUCAAUUGGAGUUUUGUUUUGUUUUGUUAGGAAACUAAAUCAAGAAACUUAUAAGUGACAGCAUUAAAAAUAGUUUAGUUAUUUUAUUCAAGAUUUAAGGCCAUGCAGAGAGGAACUUAAUGCUUAGAAUUGUGAUAUUAGGGAGUUUAAGCUGCGCGUUCACACGACAAUCGUCGGGCGAAAAACAUUUUUACGCCAUAAGGCAGUCGAGUAAAUGAACCUGUUAUUCUGAAACGUAAACCUAUAACGGUUCUUUUGACGUAAGAAAAGAAAUAUAAAGUGAAGAAGUUAAAUGAAAACUCUGCCAAGGAAACAGGACUCCGCCGUUUUCCACGCCCUCAAACGUGAAGCGUAACCUCCCUCUUAUUUUCAAAAGAACAUGUUGAAAGAGACACAAAAUUUCAAGCAGCUUUUAAAUAUUUUUUACCUUUUUGUGACUGAAACUCUUCGUUUGAGAGCUAGACCAAUCUAUAAUUUCUGGCGGGAAACUAGGACUGGAUAGGGCAUCCUUGUGAGUUCACUGUCAAUGAGCCAAUUUUGAAGCUAGAAUAUUUAAUAUACUAUAUGAGAAUAGAUUUUUAAAUUCGUUACAAAAUGAAUCGUUAGAGGUAUGAAUUAGUUUUACUAUAAAGAUAUAACUUUCCAAACAUUUUUUAUCGAGUUUUAGAACGUUUAAACACUACAUAACCAGACUUGCACAAAUGAAAGUGAUAGGAUUUGGCUGGUUAGAUUUGCAGGCAGGGGGGGGGGGGAAGGUUAAGAAAUAGGUUUGCCAAUACGUGUGAAAUCCACCAUAGUGAAAUCAUGCGAUAUUCAAUGUUGUAUAAUUAUCAUUUAUAGACCCAGAGCGAAGGGAUUCGGCGGAAUAUUACCCGAAGUGAUGAUAGUAUCAUCACCGAGGGUAAUAUCAUCACCGAGGGUAAUAUUUCGACGAAUCCUCCGAGCGGAGGGUCUAUAAAUGAUAUAUUAUACCGAAAGUUAAAGAACCCACUAAGUUCAGAAUAAACUUAAUUAUAUUAACCAAGCGAAUACAAUAGUUUUUGACGUUUUGUCUUUAAAAUAUUUGAGCAUGUAUCCCCUUUGGAUCAUUGAAGGUAACAUACGUCUUGAAAGUCUUUGGUUAAAUCAAUAAAUCUUCUGACAAACAACAGCUAGCGAACGCCAUAUUGUUUCAGAGUGUGGUAUCCAGGCGUCACAUACUAUAAUAUCCCACUGGAUCUACCGCGGGAUAUUACAGUAUCUCACGCUGCAUUGCGAAAUCAUGAAUUUGAGUGAAAUACCGUAAAAAAUCACAUUGUCACGUGGUACAAAUGCUGUUUUUGAUUGGACAAUUUGAAUAUGAGGUAUAAUAUCAAUUGAUAACUCAAUCAACCCUCACGCGAGUUGGCAAUCCAGGAAGCGGCAAAUGUUUUUAAUUCGCCUAGAUUCAAUAAUCAUUACCAACAUGAAGAUAUUCUAUAACUGAUGCGGUUGUGCAUCUAUUGAUUGAUUACAGAAGAAAACUGAAACACAUUUAGGAUCGAUUGCAAGAAACCUUGACAACAUUGAAGGCAAACGUUAGUCUGUUAACGUCGUCACGUACACUAGCUCGCGUCGCCUGUUCGUUAUUUGCCUAAGUUGAGUUGCAUUCCCAGUUGACCACCCUGACUAGAGCAACUAUGGUGUAUAUAUAACCUUGUCUACCAUCUUGUAGAUAGGACUCGUUCCAGGGGCUAACCCUGUGUAAAUGUCAGCGAUUAGGAUUCUAAAGAAAAUCAUUAUACACAUGCGCAAUUUAUGCCAUGAACGUGCAAAACCAACCAGCAGAAACCUGCAAAAAUAACCAGCCGAAUAGCGGCUAGGGCAUGUGACCACCACAAGUGGACAAUGUAUUGUUGCUCACAUGUUAAUGAGGUUGUAACAGCGUCUGGUAAUUGGUGGGAAAUGAGGUGUAUUGUUUAAAUAGAGAUUGGUCAUCCGUGCUUUUCUUCUCAAUUUUAAUACGAAUGACUAAUGAGUUCACAAAUAAAGUAACUGCUGUCGAGGUCGCCAUAAUUUCGUUUCUAUAAGUGUACAUUUCAUCUGUAUUUUAUUGACGGAUAGUUGGUCCAAAUUCAAAACUUUUAUAAUAUUAUAAAUAAAUAAAACUAUUUUCAAUAAAGUUUCAAGUUUCUUCAGUAUGUAAAUGUUAUUUUUGCCAAGAUUUUCCAUUGAUAAAAAAUCUAUAUACGACUUAAUAAUUAAUAUAGUAUAUGACCAAUACUGUAAUUAUCUUAAUUGCAUGCUCAAAAAAUAAACAAUUUUUCAUGUUGUAUAUAUGUAUAUGUAAUGCUAUACAGGAAUGAAUACGAAUUCUAUUGAGACAAAUUUAGAGUUUAUCAUAUUUUGAUAAGCAAAACUAAUUUAAAAAUAUAUAUUUUCGAUAAUAUAUAUUUUCCGCUCAUCGUGAGCACAAAAUACGCGAUUUACCGUUUAAGUGGGUAUGUACUAGAUGGUUUUAAUCGUUGUCAAAAACUUUAUUCAGCCUUCGAAACCGAGCCAAUUAAACAUAUUUUCCUAGUCUGGACAAUAUACCACUAUGAUAUUGUACAGACUAGUCCCCAGUUCAUGGUGCACGCGUUACAGUAUCGCAUAUGCCACCUGGGACCUGGGUACGAGGUAGGUAAUGAAAACAUAAAAAACGUCAUCAAAUAAAUAUGGAGUUCAUUACAUUAUUUCGCUUAUUUCAAUCGUACAAUUUCCUGACACAUGCGACGUAAUUACUGACCAUAUAGUGUAAUUACGAAUGAUUGUGAGGGCCAGUCAAACGAGGAUAGGAUUAAGAAAAUAAAGGUUUGACGAGUGUUCCAACUAUGUUUCAACUUAAAUACAAUGAAUACAUGUUGGGAAAUAUAGUGAAAGCAUUAGGGGCUGAUUACAUGGGGAGUUUUCAGCCCGGGCUGAGUUACAGCCCGGUUAAACCACGAGCUGAAAUUGCAUGACGAUUACAUGAGCAGUUUGAGCCCGGGAUGAGUUUAGUCAUAGCUAUAUUUAUAGUCAACCCGAGCUGAAAUAAUCUGAGUGUCACGCAAUAAUACAAUAAGCCUGUUACGCUUCUUUAAAGCAAUCAGACGCUGAUUAGUCGACUAUUUGACUUGUGUAAAGUCAUGUAUAUAUGUAAAGUAUUUAAAGAUCAAACAAACACGCAAAAUAAAGCCAUUGGGCAAAAACGGUUGUUUUUUAGCCCGGGCGGAAAUUAUUUGCGAUUACAUGCUGCCGGGCUGAGUUUCAGCACGGGCAGCCCCAACCGGGCUGAAAUUUCAGGCCGGGCUGAAACUCAGCCCGGGCUGGAAUUUUGGUCACGUAAUCGCUUGCUAUUUUAAUAGGAUUUUAUCCUUAGGCCGGGCUGAAAUUGGCCGGGCUGAAAUUUCAGCCCGGGAAACCGGGAUGAAACUCAGCCCAGGCUGAAAACUCUCCAUGUAAUCAGCCCCUAAGAACAGCUAACCAAGGUCACGUGACUGCCAACUCGUAUGAACUCUCAUUCCUCGUUUGAGCUGGGGCUUUACACAAAAAAACUUGCAAAUUAUUUUCCACUACUAGCGAAUGUCACAAUUACUAACACUUCUUGUUUUCUAAAAUCCUUUUUCCCAUACCUAAAGUCCUAACAUGCAUCAGAAAGUUAUGUUUUCACCUGUACUCGAGUUCAUUUAUGCGUUUGACUAUUCAGAGCAGGAUUACAAGAAACUAUGAACAAGCUUUCGUAAUUGCUAGGGAUGCAACUAUACUUCAAACUCCGGAACUCCAGACGAACGGCCUUCGCUCGAAACGUCGAAAUUCUCCUUAUAUUUUUCAGGUAGUUGCACCCCUACUAACGACAACUUGUUCACAUUAUUGGGCCAAAAAAAAAAUAUAUGGAUUUCCGGUUUCUACUUAUAAAAACUUAGGUAGGGUAGCUCGGUUUUAACUUUUAAUUUUCCGAAUAAGCGGACGCCAUUUUGUUUAGUCAGUGCUUCCACAUCCAAAGAUAAUUUUCCCUAAUAUUGCCACAAAUUUCAAUUUUCCACAAACUUUUUCGUCUAAGUGGAAACACUUACAAGCAUGAUCCAAUAAAAAAGUUUAGGGUCGGGAUUUCGACGUCCAAAAGCUAGGUAGGGUCGGGAAACCGGAAACCCACAUAUUUUUUUUUUGGCCUUGGCACUACCUACACUGACACAAACAGUUCAAGAUUAUUACAAGAAACUAAUCUUUCACACUAGCAAUUUUGACGGCCAUGUUCUCCUCCUGGCGGAUGUGAUUGAAUGAGUGACAUGCAAAAGAUUUGGAAAUGUAUACUUCCGACAGGCGAUUCUAUACUUCUGUGUACGAGUUCAUUUAUUCGCAUCCGCCAGAAAGAGAAAAUCGUCAACAAAAUCUUUAGUGUGAACCAGGCUAAAGAUGAGACUCUGAGUUGCUCCACAUGCAUCUUGUACUGAUGAAUUGGGAAUCUAAUCCACGACCUUUGUUUGUUAUCCCAAAGCUCUACCAACCGAGCCACGAGGGUUCGAGUAAGGGCAGCUUUCCAGUUAAGUAUCACAAACAAAACUAAAUUAUGUCAUUCCAUUCAUUUAGGUAUUUCAUAAGUAACUUUUGAAUGGAUUUAAACUUUUCCGUGCGUAUACUGUAUGCACAAAAGCGCUUAACUUGAAAGCAUGGUGAUAUUUCCAAACUCAGUCCUCUCGAUAUCUGUAUGUGCUGAAACUCAGAUAUAAGAUGUACAGGUAUCAUAUAGGAACUAGAUUAAGUUCGGAAAUAUCACCUCGAAUGGAUUGACCCUGUAGUUCGGUUGGUAGAUCAUUGGACCAGCGAACCGAAGACCACAGGUUCGAUUCAGCUUGCCCGCGGUGUGGAGCGACUCAAAUUAGCAUCAUCUAAAUUAUUAUAAUAUAAUAAUUAACUGUCACGUAUUCUUAUACAUCUCAUUGCCCGUGCCAAGAGCCUGGGAACGAGGUUGGGCCCGUGCCCGCCGUGAAAUUUCAAUGUCUUCUGAGCGGUGAAUAAUAAAAUCAUUCAGUUAUGGAGAAAAAUUAUGGGGUUUCUCGUUUUUUUUUUUGUUUUUUUUUUACUUUGACACUUGGUAUAUAAUACAGUAUACUUUUUAUAGAUUUUGGGCAACUCACUCGAUAUAAUUAUAUAUCAGUAUCCAGUUAGAUCAGGCACGCCGAGAUGGGGCAAAUUGCCCGGGGCCGCGAGGUUCUGGGGGCCCCUAGAAUUUUUUUGUUGGGCCCCAGUCAUUUUUUUGCGCGAAAUAUUUCCGUUUUUAGGUCGAAAUAUAUGUGUUUUUCCGGCAAAGAACCGAAUUUUGGUAUCAAUAUUUGCAGCGGUACAGCGGAAUCCCUGGGCCGCAAGUUCGAUUAUAUAUAAUUACUCUCAGAGGGCCUAUAUAUACAGUUGCAUUUUUCGCGGAUAUGUAGAAAAAUUGAAUGCAUAAUUCUGCAUAAUAUACACAUGGAAAUCUCAUUUUAGCAGGCGGGAGUAUGCUACAUUAUGUACAGUUUACAUUACAUACAUGUUAUAUAUAGUAUCCAGUACAGUAUGUGUCUUUUCGUAUGUGCACAUCGUGGAAUGCAGAUCUAGUAUCAAGAAUCGUCAAAUAUAUUGCACAUGUGUAAGCUAAUAUCACUUCUCUGAUACGACCUUCAACUAUUCCAUUCACAUCAAGGUUGUUUCCAAAUUGUACAUCUGGUACAAUACCCACUUUAGCUUUGUAUCCACUUUAUUUCCUGGCUGAGCACACGAGUCACUUUUCAAGAACCUCUCUUUCAGAAUCCAGUUGCCUCUCUGCCAUAGUUUUUAAAGCAUUCUGCAACAUUUCUAGUACCGCUUC
Molecule: messenger RNA, 13755 nt
Organism: Paramuricea clavata
Lineage: Eukaryota; Metazoa; Cnidaria; Anthozoa; Malacalcyonacea; Plexauridae
Source: the annotation of a GenBank genome assembly